Drosophila obscura is the source of this 1224-nucleotide messenger RNA. RefSeq lists its product as uncharacterized. Lineage: Eukaryota; Metazoa; Arthropoda; Insecta; Diptera; Drosophilidae. Bases 257 to 1060 code for a protein of 267 amino acids. The record is from RefSeq and is a predicted model, not a curated record. The transcript has 4 exons.
CAAAAAGUGAUCAAUUAAGUAUGUAAUUAUCUCUCCCGUUUAGUACGCUGUCCAUCACCAAGUUGCCGAGCAAAGAGCAUAGCUACAAGUACUGCGAGUACUCCAAUCUGGAUACAUAUGCUUGUGCAUAUGUGAUUUAUGACCCUAAGGGGGAUUUCAGUAAGCGAUAACACAGUUCCAUGGAACUGGAGGUCCAGUGCGCGUGCCGUCUCUCCGUUCAGUCAUUUCCGAGCUGUCGGGGCGAACGUUGCCCAAGAUGGAUUCUGUUUAUGUAAAGUUUCUGAUGUGCCAGUGCCUGGUGAAUCGGGCCGACUGGGGUCUGACCAUUGGCUUCAUAAAUGUGCUAUAUUCCCUCUAUAUGUUUCAUUUCUGGGUACUGGAGCUUUUCAUGUCACAACAGGACUACACCGUCAAGUGGCUGCUGCUGUAUGGCUUCAAUGUCAUGUUCAAUGUGAUCACCAUGAUGCGUAUCGUGAAGCGGGAGAGUAUAGCCGUAUUCUACUGGAUCUGCGAGACGGCGGCCCUGCUCCUGUUCCACCUCUACUACACCUAUGCCUGUGGAGAAUUCUUCGGUCAGAUAGACAACAGCAUGUUCGUGGUCCUCAAUGUUACACUGGAUGUUUACAUACUUCUUUCGCUACUGGUCAUGAUCUAUGUGAUGUGGGGCCUGUAUUUGGAGCCUGAUCGACGGUUUCCCAAGGAAUUAAUGCGAAACAAUUACAAGUAUGAUCCGGAGGCGGCGGCAGCAAAAAAAGCUGCUGAGGAUAAGAAGGAUAGACUGCAGAGGCAAAGGGAGCGCGAGGUGGAAAGAGAAACGAAACUGGAAAAAGAGAAUUUCAAUGAGGAGAUGGAAAUGGAGGAGACUAUAUCAACGAAUGACUAUGGCCAAGAGGAGAAUCUGUGCUGUGCCGCAAGCGACACAGAACAGUUGACACUCUUCUCGGAUCUCACGGUUGACCAUCUUUGUAGCCCAAGCGUCCGUGAAGAGUGCAGGGUUUUCCUGGAUGACAAUGACACCAAUGAUUACGAUAAUUAUAUUGAAAUAUCCUUCGAAGAAUAGAUAGUAAGAAGUAGCUGUAGUCCAAAAUAUCGUAGUGCGUAGGCGGGUUCCAUUACCGAAAUAACAUAAACAAUCCAAAUGAAAGUAAAGUAAAUUUUUACUUGACCCGAAAACGAGUCCGGCCGCAACUUUGGUCAAAGUCGGCAACAAAACCCCAAACUAAA